Molecule: messenger RNA, 1289 nt
Organism: Lethenteron reissneri (Far Eastern brook lamprey)
Lineage: Eukaryota; Metazoa; Chordata; Hyperoartia; Petromyzontiformes; Petromyzontidae
Product: ubiquitin-conjugating enzyme E2 A
Source: RefSeq, a predicted model, not a curated record
GACGGCUGCUGCUGCUGCUGCGGGGAGGCCGAGGAGGCGGCUUGAGGGAGAAGUUUUUUCUGUUGUCCCCCCCCCCCUCGUCUCUCGCCUCGUACUUUUACGGCGCCGUCUUCCCCCGUUUUACUUUAACCCAACCAAGCAAGCAAGCCCAACACACACACGCACGCAGCGUCAUCGCCGGCGUCGUCUUCCCAAGGCCGACGUUGACUUGGAGGAGGAGUGGACGAGUGGACGCUGCUUCGCUUCAAAUUAACACAUUUUUAUUAUCUUUUAAACCGGUCGGUGUCGGCGGCACCCCGUUGUUUGACAAUGUCCACGCCCGCCAGAAGGCGUCUCAUGCGCGACUUCAAGAGGCUUCAGGAAGACCCCCCGGCAGGCGUGAGCGGAGCACCGACAGAAAACAACAUAAUGGUCUGGAAUGCGGUUAUAUUUGGGCCGGAAGGGACUCCUUUUGAAGAUGGUACCUUCAAGCUGACGAUUGAAUUUACAGAGGAGUACCCAAACAAACCCCCAACAGUCAGAUUUGUGUCAAAAAUGUUUCAUCCAAAUGUGUAUGCGGAUGGAAGCAUAUGUCUGGACAUUCUUCAGAAUCGCUGGAGCCCCACAUAUGACGUCUCUUCUAUCCUCACAUCUAUUCAGUCUCUACUGGAUGAACCCAACCCAAACAGCCCUGCAAACAGCCAGGCUGCACAGCUGUACCAAGAAAACAAGCGCGAGUAUGAGAAGAAGGUGUCGGCCAUCGUGGAGCAGAGCUGGAAGGACUGCUGAUGAGCGGCGAGGCGCGGCCAGCUACGAGGGGAGGGUCGUUUGCGACAUUUAAAGUUGCAUUUCCGUAUUACUCGACAUUCAAAAAGAAAAUACGGUGACAGUCGCGUCCCUGUGUAGUCCACUAACUUGUAUGCAAAGUAUAGAAGUGCAAACUCUUCAUAAGCCCAUGCUAUAUUUAAACAUAACAAAAAAAGCAUAAACGUACAGUCAAUACAAAAAAAUCAUUUUUCGUUAUUUAUGUAAACUGCCCUUUGGUGGGAUUUCUGCCGUGCUCAUUUACACAAUCACUGUCAGCUGAAACAUUUUGUUGAAAAAAAUGUGGAUUUGGCGUUCAGAAAAAGAAAUAAAUGUGCAGCAGUUGUGUUCGCAUCCGUGAUUGCUCAGAAGGGACGAAUGAAUUUGUCUGUUUGCUCUAAAGCCGCCGGUACUUGUUGGGAUAAAAAAAAACAUUCUCUUUGUGAUGUUUGAUUUAUUAUUCCUUUUGCACUUGUAAUUAAACUGUACAUAUUUCGCCACAAAAA